UAGGUGGGUGAUAAUUCUGCCUGCAGUACACAUCUUCGCGCAGGAGACUCGAACGCCUCGUAUACCUCGCAUUCUCGUUUACUUGUUCUCACUCGCGUCCGUCGCAGAUCACACCGGCGCACCGCCACUGCACCGCGUCACCGCCCAUGCGAACAGCCUCCUAAAGAGCCCCGCGACGCCCCUCGCUGAAUCAACUUCAGCGGUGCACCAUGUUCGGCUUCCUCACCAGCCGCUGGCAGUCGGCCACGCCCCAGGCGAAGACCACUCCGACCUGGUUCGCCCACUCCGUCUCGCCCAUCCUGCUCUCGGUCGCAAAGAAAGCAUGCACCCACCCGAUCCACACCAUCGUCACAAUCGCCUUCCUCGGCAGCUACUCGUACCUGGGCGUCCUGGACAAGGGCCUGCUGGACACCGAGGAUGCGCACACCGGGCGCGUUGACCUGCAGACACUGUUGGCUGGCAGCAAGCAGCUGCGCGUGGGAGAGGAGACGAACUGGCAGUGGCAGGUCGAGGAGACGAGCGCUGGCGUACAGGCGCGGGAGCUUGCCCUCAUCACCCUCGUGUUCCCCGAGUCCAGCACCAUCAACUCGGCGCCCUCGCAGCACUCGGUCCCGAGCAAUGUCUCGGUCGAGCGCCUCCCCAGCUCCUCGAGCUCCUUCUCGACGCUGUCGCAAGACACCUCGCUCGCCUACUCGAUUCCCUACACCGAGGCCUCGGACUUCCUCAUGGCCAUGCAGGAGAUCUCUGCGCCCGCCGAUGUCGCAGACGCCCAGGGCUCUGACAAGGAGGGCACACGCGAGGAGAAGAAGUGGAUGAUGCGCGCCUCCAAGAACGGCAGUGCUUCAGGGGGUGUGCGCAAUUGGAUUAACGAUUCGUGGACUUCGUUCGUCGAUCUGCUCAAGAACGCUGAUACAGGCGACAUCAUCAUUAUGGCACUCGGCUACCUCGCAAUGCACUUGACAUUCGUCUCGCUGUUCCUCGCAAUGAGGCGACUAGGGUCCAACUUCUGGCUCGCGACAGCCGUGCUCCUCCAGUCGGCGUUUGCGUUCCUGUUCGCUCUCGGUAUCACAGUCUAUCUUGGUGUACCUAUCAACAUGAUUUUGUUGUCUGAGGGUUUGCCUUUCCUGGUCGUCAUCAUUGGAUUCGAGAAGCCUAUUGUUCUGACAAAGGCUGUACUUUCGGCUGCCAUCGACGCUCGCCGAGCUGCAGAGGACAACCGCGGAGAGCCCGUCACUAUUCAGUCUGCCGUCCAGGUCGCCAUCAAGAGGACAGGAUUUGAGAUUGUGAGGGACUACUUCUUCGAGAUCCUGAUCUUGGUCGCAGGAGCCAUGUCUGGAAUCCAAGGUGGACUGCGACAGUUCUGCUUCUUGGGCGCAUGGAUUCUGUUCUUCGACUCCAUUAUGCUUUUGACCUUCUACACCGCGAUCCUUACCAUUAAGCUCGAGAUCAACCGUAUCAAGCGCCACGUAGCACUGCGACGUGCAUUGGAGGAUGAUGGCAUUGACGGCAAGGUCGCUGAGAACGUAGCUCGCAGCAGCGAGUGGCCCAGCAACUCCGGCGAUGUCCAGCUUCGCUCGAACACCACCACCAUCUUUGGCAAGAAGAUCACUGUCCCGAAGUUCAAAGUCAUCAUGGUUGCUGGUUUCUUCCUCGUCAACUUCCUUAACCUUGCUACCUACCGUUUUGGCCUUACACAGACCAAGGGUGCCCAUGUAUCCGGUGUUGGCGCCUCGCCUCCUCUUGAUCCCUUCAAGGUUGCUGGAAGUGGACUGGUCCAUAUCCUCGAGCAGGCUAAGAGCACAGGAGUCACCACCCUUGUCACAGUACUGAUGCCCAUCAAGUACGAACUCGAGUACCCUUCCAUCCACUACGCUGAGCCCAGCGUCAUCGAGUCCGACUCGGCCUUCGGCGCAAACAUCAGCAAUCACAUCGUUGACGGUGUUCUCAAGAGUCUUGAAGACCCGUUCCUCAGCAAAUGGAUCGUGCUGGCUCUUGUUAUGAGCGUGGUGCUCAACGGCUAUCUCUUCAACGCGGCCCGUUUGACUAUCAAGGAACCCCACAAGGCACUCGAGCCGCCCUCGCCGUCAGAGAUCCAGGACGGAGCUCCUUCCACCACACAAUCCCGCAUCCCCUCCAUGUCUGUUCCUACACCCCCAAGGACCCCUGGCCCUGAGGAUCAGGCUGGCCGUGGUGGCAUCAAGCCACUCACAGAGAUCGCGCCACGAUCCAUUCCCCCGCAGCAAAGACUCCAGGUCGACAUUCCUGCCGGCCCUGCCGACUACCAACAGAAGCAGCCUAACCGAUCCAUGGAAGUCCUUGAGCAAAUGCUGAAGGAGAAGAACGCGCCCAAGAUGACCGAUGAAGAACUGAUCGCAAUGUCGCUCAAGGGCAAGAUCCCUGGUUACGCCCUCGAGAAGACCCUUGGUGACAAGACCCGCGCUGUCAAGAUCCGCCGCGGUCUGGUAUCGCGCACACACGCUACUCGUGAGACCUCGACGCUCCUUGAACGCUCGCUCCUCCCAUACGAGAAUUACAACUACGACCUUGUUCACGGUGCUUGCUGUGAGAACGUCAUCGGUUACCUGCCUCUGCCUCUCGGUGUCGCUGGACCCAUCCUUGUCGACGGCCAGAACUAUUUCCUCCCUAUGGCUACCACCGAGGGUGUCUUAGUUGCCUCAACAUCGCGCGGUGCUAAGGCUAUCAACGCAGGCGGCGGUGCCGUCACUGUUGUCACCAACGACGGCAUGACUCGGGGACCUUGUAUUGGAUUUGACAGCUUGGCUCGUGCCGGUGCUGCGAAGAACUGGCUCGACUCUGAGGAAGGCCAGAAGACUAUGGCCGACGCUUUCAACUCAACAUCUCGCUUCGCCAGACUCCGAGCACUCAAGAGCGCCAUCGCUGGCACAAACGUCUACGUCCGCUUCAGGGCCACUACCGGUGAUGCCAUGGGCAUGAACAUGAUCUCCAAGGGUGUCGAGCACGCCCUGACCGUCAUGGCUACUGACUGCGGCUUCGACGACAUGCGCGUUGUGACUGUCUCUGGCAACUACUGUACUGACAAAAAGGCCGCAGCGAUCAACUGGAUCGACGGCCGUGGCAAGGGCGUCGUCGCCGAAGCUACCAUUCCCGGCGCCGUCGUCAAGUCCGUCUUGAAGUGCGAAGUCGAUGACCUCGUCCAAAUGAACAUCUCUAAGAACUUGAUCGGCUCCGCCAUGGCCGGUUCAAUCGGUGGUUUUAACGCCCACGCCGCCAACAUCGUCGCCGCUAUCUUCCUCGCCACAGGCCAGGACCCAGCACAAGUCGUGGAAAGCGCAAACUGCAUUACCAUCAUGAACAACGUAAAUGGCAACCUCCAAAUCUCCGUCUCCAUGCCCUCCAUCGAAGUCGGCACCAUCGGUGGCGGGACAAUCCUCGAGCCCCAAUCCGCCAUGCUCGACCUCCUCGGCGUGCGCGGCGCGCAUCAAGAAACACCUGGUGACAACGCGCGCCAGCUCGCCCGCAUCAUUGCCGCCGGCGUACUCGCUGGAGAGCUGUCAUUGAACAGCGCGCUGUGUGCGGGACACUUGGUCAAGGCCCAUAUGGCACACAACAGGAGCGCCGUCACAUCAAGGGCGCCCACUCCUGCGCCGGCUACACCAGCCGGUAAUGGAACGCAGACACCCAUUACCAACGGUGGGCCUAUUCUAAGGCGUUAGGGGGUGACCACAGAUAAAAGUUGAGGCAUGAAUGGCGUAUGGGAGUUGUUGCAUAGACCGUGGAGAAAAGCGGUUUGUUGGAUGGAUCGCAUAUAUACGUGCUUUGAGCAAGAUCUUUAGGGUGAUCGUGAGAUUGCGAUUGUACAUAACAGUAUUGCGAGAAAAUAUAUCCCCUUAUCUGUUCAUA
This is a messenger RNA of Macroventuria anomochaeta, 3882 nucleotides long. Its product is annotated as 3-hydroxy-3-methylglutaryl-coenzyme A reductase. The transcript is spliced from 4 exons. Gene Ontology annotation, biological process: coenzyme A metabolic process; isoprenoid biosynthetic process; ergosterol biosynthetic process. Gene Ontology annotation, cellular component: endoplasmic reticulum membrane; peroxisomal membrane. Gene Ontology annotation, molecular function: hydroxymethylglutaryl-CoA reductase (NADPH) activity; protein binding. The coding region runs from base 210 to 3695 and encodes 1161 amino acids. The record is from RefSeq and is a predicted model, not a curated record. Lineage: Eukaryota; Fungi; Ascomycota; Dothideomycetes; Pleosporales; Didymellaceae.